Messenger RNA from Arabidopsis thaliana (thale cress), 1840 nucleotides. RefSeq names its product Integrase-type DNA-binding superfamily protein (gene CRF10). The record is from RefSeq and is marked reviewed. Gene Ontology annotation, molecular function: DNA binding; DNA-binding transcription factor activity. Gene Ontology annotation, cellular component: nucleus. Gene Ontology annotation, biological process: regulation of DNA-templated transcription. The transcript is spliced from 2 exons. The coding region runs from base 511 to 1485 and encodes 324 amino acids. NCBI's taxonomy places the organism in Eukaryota, Viridiplantae, Streptophyta, Magnoliopsida, Brassicales, Brassicaceae.
UGUCUCUUAAGGGUUCUGGGUUUUAGCUGUUUGGGUUUUAUUUGGUUUCGUUUCUCACUUAUUGUUUUGUCUUUUCCAAGAACAGGAACAGUGAAAGGUUCGGUUUUUUGGGUUUCGAUCUGAUAAUCAACAAGAAAAAAGGGUUUGAUUUAUGUCGGCUGGGUUUGAAUCGACUGUGAUUUUGUCUUUGAUUCAUAUCUCUUCUCCGAUUUCAUCAUCAUCUUCCCCAUCAUCGUCGUCUUUGAAAUCUUGUCUUCUCAACGCUCUUCACUUCUGCUGUAAUAAGCAGAGGCUUGUUCUGGAGACUCCUUCUCUUUCCAUGCGCUUAAGACCCAAAAGGACUUGUUCUAGUGUUGAAGUCUUUGGGGGUUUUCACAUAAAGCAGCAAAAGUUUUCUUUUUUCAUAGUUCGCUGAGAGUUUUGAGUUUUGAUACCAAAAAAGUUUUGACCUUUUAGAGUGAUUUUUUGUUCUUUCUGUUUUCUGGGUAUUUUUGAGGAGUGGGUUUAACAAUGGUUGCGAUUAGAAAGGAACAGUCUUUGAGUGGUGUUAGUAGCGAGAUUAAGAAGAGAGCUAAGAGAAACACUCUAUCGUCCCUUCCUCAAGAAACCCAACCUUUGAGGAAAGUCCGUAUUAUUGUGAAUGAUCCUUAUGCUACUGAUGAUUCCUCUAGUGAUGAGGAAGAGCUUAAGGUUCCUAAGCCAAGGAAAAUGAAACGUAUCGUUCGUGAGAUUAACUUUCCUUCUAUGGAAGUUUCUGAACAGCCUUCUGAGAGUUCUUCUCAGGACAGUACUAAAACUGAUGGCAAGAUAGCUGUGUCAGCUUCUCCUGCUGUUCCUAGGAAGAAGCCUGUUGGUGUUAGGCAAAGGAAAUGGGGGAAAUGGGCUGCUGAGAUUAGAGAUCCUAUUAAGAAAACUAGGACUUGGUUGGGUACUUUUGAUACUCUUGAAGAAGCUGCUAAAGCUUAUGAUGCUAAGAAGCUUGAGUUUGAUGCUAUUGUUGCUGGAAAUGUGUCCACUACUAAACGUGAUGUUUCUUCAUCUGAGACUAGCCAAUGCUCUCGUUCUUCACCUGUUGUUCCUGUUGAGCAAGAUGACACUUCUGCAUCAGCUCUCACUUGUGUCAACAACCCUGAUGACGUCUCGACCGUUGCUCCAACUGCUCCAACUCCAAAUGUUCCUGCUGGUGGAAACAAGGAAACGUUGUUCGAUUUCGACUUUACUAAUCUACAGAUCCCUGAUUUUGGUUUCUUGGCAGAGGAGCAACAAGACCUAGACUUCGAUUGUUUCCUCGCGGAUGAUCAGUUUGAUGAUUUCGGCUUGCUUGAUGACAUUCAAGGAUUCGAAGAUAACGGUCCAAGUGCGUUACCAGAUUUCGACUUUGCGGAUGUUGAAGAUCUUCAGCUAGCUGACUCUAGUUUCGGUUUCCUUGAUCAACUUGCUCCUAUCAACAUCUCUUGCCCAUUAAAAAGUUUUGCAGCUUCAUAGGAUCUUGCUUAGUAAUGUUAAGUGAGAAGAGUGUUUUGUUUUUUCGUUUAUGCUUUAGUAAUUUAAGACAUACAAAAGUGUGUGUUCCGGAUUGUAGUAAGAUCUUAAGACAUAAAGCCGGGUUUUGCAAUUAGGAAUCGAGUUUUAAUGAAGUUUUAGUUUAUGUUUGAUUGAUGUUUUGCUGAUUCUGGUUUCUCUUCUCUUUUACUUUGGGUUUUUCAUUGUGCUUUUAAGAGCCGUCCAAAGUGAAAGAGUUUUGAUGAGAAUUCCACUGUCAGUUUUAUUACAUCAUUCUCCACUUUCAUCUUUCGUUAAUGUGAAAAACAAAAUAUUAAUGGAAGAAGCUUUUUAGUUU